AUGUUCAGGGCCCUGAUGGGCGGGGGCCGUUCCUCCGAUGCCCGCAGCACAACCUCCAGCUCCAAGAGCAGUAGCCGCCGCCGAACCAACUCCAAGGCUUCUUCGACGGUCAGCCGCAAGUCCUCACGGGGUGACGACCGUGAUCGUGGCUUAGGCGACUUGUCGACCUACUCUUCCUCAGGCAGCCGCAGCAAGCAAUACGCUCCUAGCGCAGCGGGCGAUUCUGUCGCUUCGAGCUAUGCGACGGCAGAACCGCGCAUGUCGGUCGAGCACGAUCGGAUUAUUAUUGAACGGACACCCAAACGCAGAGAUACCGAUGAAGAAAGCGGUCGCGAUAGAUUUUCUGAUAUUCGCGACAGGGAUGGGCGCAGUUCUCGCAGACGCGACCGGGACCGAUCGCAGAGUCGUGAGCGUGAACGGCCGCGGUCGGAGAGGAACGAGCGGGCGCAACUGGAAGAUGACGCUGUAGACCCUCACGACCGUCGUCGGGAAAGGUCACGGACUCAGUCCGGCGAUACGUAUUUGCCGCCUGUUUCCACAUCGAUGCCCAUUCAGCCAAAUUCCCACAUGGUCUACGACCCCCAUAUCCAGCAGCAGUUCCCAGGUCAGUUCCCUACUUAUGUUGCUGAGCCAUAUCGGCCUCCGAAUCCCGCCGGCGAAGCAGCCGAUUACUAUGGUGAUCAGGGACAGUCUGUUGCGGAGCAGCCAGGUGUGCGCCCGAAACCUCCAUCCAUCAUUCCCAACAGCCAGGCGCAUCUCAUGACUGCGUCACCUACCGCCAAUCCACCACCGGAGCCGAGCAGCAUGGGCCAGGUGGGCGCAGCAGCUGCAUACUUCGCAGACGCCGACCUAGAGGUGGUUCCAGCGCCAGGACGACCGGAUCGUCCAACUGCUGGCGCAACGUCCAAGCCGCCCAAGCCAUCUAACGCUACGUUUGGCAUUCCGGGGAUGGCUGCUGCUGCUGCUGCCUAUGGAGCAGGAAGCAGUUUUCCCUUGCCGGCCAGCCCGACAUCGCCUCCGGAACCUGUUGCAACGGCUGCUCCCUAUGCCCCUCCUGUGACAUCCAGCACCUCCAAACCGCCGCAUAACCAUGGUAUCGGAGCCUCGGUUGGAGCGGCAGCCGCGGGUGCUGCAGCGGGUUACAUGCUUGGCCACCACCAGCACCAUUCGAUGUCGAACACCGACCAUCUAUCCCAGUAUACCAUGCAGAAUUACGACGAAUCUUCCCAGCAUGGGUUCGGAAACCCAGGUCCGACAAUCCAUAAUGCACCCGCCAAUUCAGCGUGGUACGCUGCUGGAACAGGAGCAGCCUUGCCGUAUGCUGCAAGCCCUCUGCAUCCCCACCAUGCUGCUGUCCACCACGGGGCUCCCUUCCCUUCGGGCAACUUGGCAUUUCAACAGCGCCAACGUGGUCCGCUUGACAAGUUCAUCGACUUUUGGCGUGAUCCGGAGGGUGUUGGUAUGUUUGAAGACUAUACGGAAGCCAUAGGCGUCUGCAAAUACUGCUUCGAACCCGGCACUUCCUCGCGUGAUGCACCUCGUAAACAUCACUAUCGCCCACGUCGUUCGUCCGGCGAGCGCUAUAGCGGUGGCUCGCGGGUGGGAAAGGCAAGUCGCUAUACAUCCUCCGAGGAUGAAAGUCGCCGACGGAAGAAGUCAUCGCGGAGUUCCUGGCUGCUGCCUGGACUGUUUGGUGGAAUUGCGGCCAAAUCGCUUUUCAACAACAAGGAUUUUGAGGACACCUAUAGCGUCCGUUCGGGCCGAGUAAUGACCAUCAACGACACCGAAAGUGUCUCAACCACACGACGGAGCCAGACCUCGCGUGGCGUCUAUAGGCGUCGCAGCCAGUCUCGAGACCGCGAGUCCCGCAUCAAUUACUUAGACUCGAAGAAGAGCCAAAUUGAGGGUGGACGACACCGUUCUCGGUCCCGAUCCCGUUCGUCCUCCCGAAAUGGCCGCCAUUCAGCGCUCAGGGAUGCAGCCCUAGGUGCUGCAGUGGGCUCAGGAGCUUUGGCUUUGGCCAAGUCCCGUCAUCGAAGCCGCAGUCGCAGCCGCAGUCGAUCACCCAGAAAGGCAAAAGGGAGAAAGUCGUCAAAUUCUGACUCUUCCUCUUUUCUUGAUAUCUCCCAACCUGCUCGAAAGUCCGUUGGCGGUGGCAUUGCUUCGUUCUUCACGGCUUCCUCUGAAAACCGUAGCAAGCGCCGAGUCAAAAAACGCAGGAGUAUCUUUUCAUUCAACAACUCAUCCUCUUCUUCGCUUGAUGCGGACUUGGCAUUCGGCGCCGGAUUCGCGCGAAAACCGGCUGGCAAGUCGAACAAGAAGAGCACUAAGAAGAAGGACCGUGACGUAGACGCAGCUUUGCUGGGAUUAGGCGCUGCGGCCACCGCAUUAGCUGCUACAUCUCAUCGACGAAGUCGGCGGACCGGAGAGAUUCUCGCGGCCAAGGAGACGCGGUCGCGACACUCGGAUUACGCAUCAUCCGUCACUAACGAUGAGGGCUGGGAAGAUCUGGACUCAGGGGACCAGUCGUCCUCCAGUGUCAGUUCGGCGCUCGCGUUCGGUGAUAGCGGUAUGUUCGGCAGCGAUGAAUCUCAGUCGUCUGACUCUGGUACCUCAAAAUGGGGUUGGAGAUGGGGUAGCAAGAAGGCUAAAAAGAAGAAGAGGGCUAGCUCUUCUCAGGACAGAUUCCCUACAGGUGCCGCUCUCGCUGCAGGUGCUCUAGGAACGGCUGCGUUGGCUUCUACUCGGGACAGAGACUCCAAAAUACCCAGGCAGGCUGCGUCAAGCAGCUCCGGAAGCUUGCAGCAUGUGGCCCCCGUGCCAACUAGCGAUCCCACCCUUGUCGACGCGAUCAAGGUGACGUCUCUGUCAUCUACUGAACCCACACUCGUUCGACCUGGUCCCAUUCCAUUGCAGCAGCCGCAGCCCAUGACUCCAGUCUCCCAGGCCGUCUAUGCUACCCAGGGCGAGUCGAUUCCCGCUUACACUGCUCCCGUGAUCCCGACUGGCUUCCCUCCGACCUCCUACAUCCCCUACAGACCUGAACAAAUUCAGAAUGUAGCUCUAGGCUUCGAUCGGCCCCACCGCAGGAGCGAUUCUUCCCCUGUGUUCCCUACAGAGCCUCUCGAAGGUGCGCCCGCAACCGGCGUGAAACGUCGCUCGACCGUCAAAGAUCAGAGCUCGGUUCAGUUUAAUCUGACCAAGGAGCAAGCUGAUAAGGAGCGACGUGCGGAUCACCUUGAGCAGUUGAAGCGCGAAGCGGAGCGGGCCGACGGCGUGCAACUCAUUGAUAAAGAAUAUGAACCGACCGUGCGGGAUGAUGAUCGUCGUACAAAACGCUACGAAGAGCGUGGAUACGAUGACCGCAGACAAGAAGAAUCUAGAGAGGAUCGCUACGUCAAGGAUUCCGGAAAGGACAAAGAUUCAUUCUCGCGGGUCGGUGCUGUCGCCGCGGGUGCAAUAGGCGCCGCAGCUGCAGCUACCGUGCUAUCUGGAAGAAGUUCGGUUGACGAAUCAUCCGAAACAAGCCAACGCCGCCGCGACGAGCGUCGACAGCAGCGCCGCGCGGAGCGUCGCCGUGGAUCCGAGCCGGAGUCAACAGUGUCCAGCCGUAGUAAAUCUGAGGCUGCCCAGGAAGUGAGUGAUCAUCCGCCCGAGGAACGCCAGCCGGAGCCUACCAAGCCGUCGAGUCCCAGUCGUAGUCCCAGUCGUAGUCCCCACAAAUACGACGAUUACGCCGAGUUCUUCGCGCCUGAAGAGUUGCGGUAUAGCCCGGACACAUACACGCGGCGCGCGCCUGCUUCGAUGCCUACUAUCGUUGAGAUCGAACCUGCUAGUGAAAGACAAUCUCGAGAAGCACUGCAGCAGCCAGAGGAGUCACAUCUUGGAUACCGAGAUCUGCCAUGGCCGGUACCUGUUUUGAAACUUAUCGAGCCCACUCCUCCUCAAAGUCUGAGUGGAUCCGUUAGAGAUACUGCUUCACCCGUGGGUAAUCCUCGGGAUUUGCCUCCCCAUGAAGAGGAGGAAGAUGUGAAGUCGGCUGCACGACAAACGACUGGUUCCCGUGUCUCCUGGGGGGAGCACGAAACGCAUGAGUACGAAGUUCCGUCCACGUCCUCCGAGCUCGAAUCAGUGGACCAUGAGACCACUAGGGAGCGACAGGAGGCUCAUUCACCGGUACUCGAACAACGGAAUGUGUCCUCCAGAAGCGUCGCGAAUGACGUGGGGGCGGACAUUGAAUUUGCGGCAGCCUUGGCUGCUGCCACCGCAGCCGCAGGCUUUGAUCCUGCCCUCGUGACGGAGGAUCCAACAUAUCAUACGCGGUGGUCUUCUCCUGACUCUCGAGGCGGGGUCGAAUACGGACCUCCAUGGGCUGAGGGCGAGUUAGAAUCUCGGAUUCCGCAUGGCUUCGUUGAAGGCGAGGUUGAGACCCCUGAAGAUGAAAAAGCCCAACCCAACAGAGUCGUCGAAGAGCAGCCACUGUACUCUGAACCCGAGCCUGUUUCACAGGAACCUGACAAUCAACAACCGCCUGAGCCGCAGACUCGAAUUUCGAUCGCUCAGGGAGUAAUUGACCGGCUCAACGAAGAGCAAGAUGAGCGAGAUGGCUCACGUAAAGCUCUAUCCGACACGGAAAAGAAUCCAAACUCUGGCAAGGAACGCCAUGAAUUUGAUCUUCCUGCUCGAGACUCGUUUUCUAUGCCCGGGGGAUUCGAAACGGAAGAGUCCCGCUCGGAAACAAAGCGUGAUGUGGACUCGCGCGAGGACGGCGAAUUAGACCGCCGGUCCGUUGCUUCUGCCCCUGUAUCUGGCGAAUACGAUUCCUCAACAAGAUCAAGAAAAUCCACACAAGACAGUGGUUACUUUGACGAUGGUGAAGAUGCCGCAUCUGCCUCAGUGGAACCGGAUGGCAGUGAGGGAAAGAAAAAGCGACGGAAGAGGCGCUCCAAGCGUGACAGUGACGCCUUUACCGACUCUGCCUCAGUAACAUCCUCGCCCGCCAGAAUUGGGCAGUCCAGCGAGAAACGCAAGAGCACGGAUGACAAGGAUAAGGAAAAAAGAACGGGAGGUUUCUUCAGCAGUAUCUUUGGCUCGAGAGUUUCAGAGCCGGUAGAGAGCAAGAGGUCGUCCUCUGCAGAUAGACCUUCGUCGCGUGAAGUCCAGUCGGAGGUCGGGCGUCGAGAGUAUGAGGAGUCUCGCCGCCGGAGGAGGGAGGAACGGUCCUCCGCGCGAGAUGAGGAGAGCGGUUCCGACAAGGAGAACAGUAAGGCUAGAGACAUGGAUGGUAUUGACAUUGAGAACUACAAGUCUAGCAGGCAACGGAGGGAAGAGAGACGGCGACGAAGAUACGAGGACAUUGUGGAUUCGGGAAAAUCGGGGGAGUAUGAGAAGGAUCGCAAAAUAUCGGAAGACAACGACGAGAACCAGUCUUUUUUAGCAGAAGGCCCCGAAAUGCCAGUCCAGAUAGGCGGCGGCGAUAGAGAGUGUGGUGCUUCGGGGCGCGUUCCUUUUGCAGAGGGGGUCGUCACAGGGUUGGGUAUAGGCGUACUAGAACAGCGGCCAAGAGGGCGCUCGACACCUCCCGAGGCCUCUGAGAAAAUCUUGGAUCCAGCCCCCAGGUCUCGAAGUAGGCCGGCCUCGCCCGAGCCUAAUAGGCAAGAGGAAGCCAGUCAGGGCCAGUCGUCACGCCGAUCAUCCAUAUUGCGGUUGAAGGAUUCUCCCACUGCGGUGCCGUUGCACUUCCGUCGCCCCCCAACCUCGCCUGGGACCAACCGUUCAGUUUCCGUCGGCGCCCCUACUGCACCGUCACCCGGGUCUCCAACAGCCCCUAAACGCCGACCAAACUCUACAGAGUUCAAGAGUUCGCGCGAGAUCCGGCCCCUGUGGUUGGUAGAGCGCCACGGUCCCGGACACGGGGAGCAUGAGCCCGAAGAACCGUUACCAUCGCUGCCGUCAAGCAAGACCUCAUCCGCGAAUACCUCAGUGGAAGACCUCACAGCCCUUCAGGACGAGAGAAGCUGGGAGACGGUUGAUCUGAGCCAUCAUGUCCAUGAAACUCGGCGACCAAGCGGCAUCGACGUGUCUCAGAGGAGAGGUGUCGAGCAUGAUGUCCUAGGUUCUCAGCAGGUGACACCUACCGCGGCAACUUUCGAUCAGAUACACCCGCAUCCUCCUUCACGGAAAGAGAAGCUGAAAUAUGAGUUUCAUUCUCCCUCGGAACUCCUUCAGGAUCCGAGCCCUUACGGAGAUGUACAGCCCUUUGACGUGGGAGAUCUCCCUUCCGCCGAGGGCUCGGCCGUGGGUGUCAAGGAUGCAAGUGCUGAGAAUGAAGACAAUCUAGAACGCGGGGCUGAGGCCGUGCCCUCUCGGCCUUCUACUCCACAAAAUAAUGUUAUCGCGGCCCCAGAGGACACGGAGACAACCCCCACUCAAACCAGGACCGUGAACGCUUUCGAGGGCCCUGGAUUCGCUGGGGUGGUGGAUGCUGCUGUUGCAGCAGCUGUGAGCGGUCAUCUCAGCAUGCAGCCGGACGUUGUAGGUUUCGGCAAAGAAGGUCCGGUGGAUCUUCCUGGUGAUGUGGACAGAACUGAUAAGUCAAUUGCCGACCAUGAACCAGAGGCAACUUCCGUCCCCACCCCCGGCACACCUCGUGACUUUGCAGCUGUUGUCGAUGCAGCGGUAGCUGGAGCCACCGGCUCUACUGGCGAGAAGCCCGAGGUCGCUAGAGAAAUUGAGCAACCGCUACCCACUGAAGAGUCAAAGGACGAAAUAGUGGCUGCCGCAAGCGAACAGCAGGGACCCGAGGAACCGCGCCUGCAGCAGUCUCCUGAGAUAUUUGAGACUGUACUCCAAGUCUCACACGCGGACGAACAAGAGACAUCACGUCCGACUCCGAACGACGAAAGUGUCCCGAGAGAUGACAAGAGAAGAGAUUCGGUGGAUACAGUGGUUCCCCUAGCGGAAGAAACUUCCCAAGAAAAGGAGAUGUUGGACGCCAGCGCGGUCGUCCCAGACGUAACUGGUGAAAACAAGGAGCUGCCGUCCGAGACAACGAAAGAGAAUGCGAACGACAAUGAUCAGGCUACCUCUGAGGUGCCACCAGUGGACACUGACGAGCCAUCUUCGUCUUCUGCCAAGAAAAAGAAGAAGAAGAAUAAGAAGAAGCGUCAGAGCAUGGACUCGAGCAUCCAGGAGCCGACUACACCUGUCGAUGACUCGACUGUCGAUCAGGGGGAGGUGGAAAUAUCUACCGUUGAAGAUGCACGGACUGAUGCUGUCGAGUCGUCUGAGCCAGCACUAAAGGAGCAAUUUCUUGAUGAACAGCCUGCUAGUGCUGAAGCUACAGCUGCGCCCCAGCAGGAGCCGACAGAGGCUACAGUUGAUAUAGAACAAGUCACUGAAGCGACGGAGGUCAGCAAAGCACUUGAAGAGGAACCGGCACCUGCUGCACCCGAGGAUACGCCUGCCGAGUCAACUGCUGAAACACCAGCUGAGGACCAAGCCGAGACGGUAUCUUCCAAGAAGAAAAAGAAGAAGAACAAGGGCUCUGCUCCUGAGGAGAACACGCAGGACCCCGCUUCUACAGAGACUCAGGAACCAUCCGCUGCAACUUCGCAUGUCAUCGCGGAAGAGCAGGUGGAACAUACCUUGGAAACUACACAGCCUGCAGAGGGAGAAUUUAAGCCUACCGAGGAGAGUACCAUUGCUGUACCUGAGAAUACUGUCGAGCCCGAACCGGUGCCCAGUGAAACGGAAGCUACUGAAGACCUUACAUUUCACGAUAUUCCCGAACCGGAAGAAUUUCAAGGCUCACAGGUAGAGGCUGAUAACCAGGCUAAAGAGUUGCCGCACUCCGCCGAAGAGUUCCAAGCUGAGCCUACGCGCGCUCAAGAGCUUCCAGAGAAUCCCGAGAUCACUCACGAAAUUGACGAGUUAAGUUCAGGCAUAGAUCCUUCAGGACAAGCAGCGAGUGACAUGGUGAAUGAGACGGCCUCUCCUGAGGUUUGGCAUGACGCAUUGGCUUCUUCUCCCGAGGAUAAGAGCGCCGAAACUGAGAAAGCCGAUCUUAGGUCUGAUGAGCCACAGAACGAGGAGAGGGCACCCGAGUCCGAGAUACAGGCUCUUGACAAAGAACAGGUUGAGAUCCCAGAAAAGCCUGUCGAGGUGGAUGCUCCUGCCCUCGCCAGAGACCUUCCCGAGGAACAACUAGAGCAAUUCAAGGAGACGUCUACUCCCGUGUUUGAUUCUCCUUCUACGGAUCAGGUCGAAACAGCAGAAUCUAGUAUUCAGAACGAAGAGUCCACACCAACUACUGCGGAAUCGGAAACUCCCUUGUCACGCAAAAACAGCAAAAAGAACAAAAAGAAGAACAAGCGGAAGAACACUGCCGAGACACCAGUUCAGAGUGAGGCUGUUGAUACUGUAGAGCCUAUUUCUUCAGUUGAGGGCGUGCCUGAACCUGGGCCUGAGCCUACAACCACUGCUGUGGAGGAACCUCAAGUAAUGUCGCCGGAUCAGGCUGUCGACGAGAAUAAGGGAGAAGCUACGGACGUUCAGAAAGACGUCAAAGAUGAACUCUUUUCCGAAAAUACGGCCGAGGUAGCAAACGAUUCCCAGCCAACUACAGUUGAAGAAAUCCAUCAGACAGCAGCGGAAGAGCCCGCGCCAGACGCGAUAGCUGAAGUCAUGAGCGAAGCACAGCCCGCUGCACCUCAAGACGCCCUGGAGACAGCACCGGAAGAGCACGUUGACGAGCACCCAAAAAAGAAAGGCAAGAAAAAGAAGAAUCGCAAAUCAGUCGAUGUUUCCGAGUCCCAGCCUGAGUCUGAGGUAGAAGCCAAGACUGAAGAGCUCCGAUCAGUUGAAGCUGCGGAGACCCCGCAGCAUCAAAUAAGCGGUGAGGUAGCGACCGUGGGCGACAGUGAGGUACCGCUGGAGUCAAGUAGCACAGAAGCAUCUGCAGGGAUUGAAGACGUUGCCCCCAUUCCCGCAGCGGAAGCUGUUGAACUGAAUUUAGCUGUGGAGAAAGAUGAGGCCAAUGGCGGGGAACCACAUGUGUCCGAGCCCAGUGAGCAGCCAAAUAUCGAGAUUGUGCCCGGCCCUGAACCGGGCCCCGAACCUGUGCCCGAAGCGGGGGAAACUGCACCGUCUGGCAAAAAGAGCAAGAAAAACAAGAAAAAGAAGCAGAGCCUGCCUGCGCCCGAUGAAACGCCAGCCUCUGAGUCGUCAACUCCCGCAGACGCUGCAGAUGGCAACGCGGAUUUGCCCGUCGCAGCCGAAGAUUCCUCCUUGAAAACGGAUAAAGAGCCAGUGCGAGAGGAGCCGACUGAAAGCCAGCCGACCGUUGACUCAGUUGCUGAAACACCAGAUCAAAGCAUGGCGGAGGAAGCUGUCCCUAUGACCGCCGCGCAGAAGAAGAAGGCGAAGAAAGAUAAGAAGAAGAAACGUCAAUCUGCUUUAUUGGAUGAGACACCUGCAUCUGAGUCGAUUGACGAAGCCGAUACCAAGGAUGUUACUUCUGAAGGUGGUCAGAUGCGCCAGGAAGUGCCUUCUGAACCACAGUCAUCCGAGCCUACUUUGGAUGCCAUUGAGCGCGCCGAAGCGACAGAUGAGCACUCGCAAGAACAGCCCAAGGAGGAUGUGUCUUUGCACACGGAACGCAGCUCCAACUCCGACGGAGAGUUCGUGAUGGUACCGGAGCACGUGUCCUACGGAUCCAAUGAAAAUACACCCCAGUCUGGUUCCACGGGAUUCGAUGUCAUACAACUGUCCAGUGAAUUGGAGAAGCAACCAUUGACCCAGGAUGGUGACUCGGGUGCAAACGAGGCAACUCCAACCGAAACACUUGUUGCUGCUGCUCAACUUGUCCAAGAAGAAUCUACCCCCACGCCCGCAUUGGAAGGCGGUGCUGCCGUCGAAGAAGCAGAGGCUGCAGAAAAGGGCACACCUGAAGAUUCUCUAGACAAGAUUAUCGAGCACAAUGAGCCUGCCGACGAUAACCUGGCGACAAAAGAAGCUCAAGUCGAAGUAGUCAGCACAGAGAAUCAAGAAACUGACCAAGGCGGAGCAGUUCCGGACGUCGAACCUGGCUCUGAAGGCUUGGUCCAGGAUAAUCAGCCUUCCGCUUCCUCGAAAAAAAAGGACAAGAAGAAAAAGAAGAAGCGCCAGUCGCUUGCCCUAGACGAUGAACAGAGUCCCUCUACCAAGGAAGAACUAACUCCUGUGCCUUCGUCCGACCGUGUUCCGGAACCCUCGGCCGCUGAUGAAUCCUCGUCUACUCCCUCCGCCCCCGAAGAGCAGCAGAAGUCUCAGACAGACGCCACUGAAACUAUUACAGAAACAGUUGCUGAGCCAGCAUCACCUUUCGCUUCAGAAGCACCAGAGAACAUUGCAGGAGCUCCUUUCAAUGAAGCCACGCAAGAGCUCGCUGCAGAUGAAACUCAGACUGCGGAGUCCACAGAGGAAGCUCAAACAGCAAAGUCCAAGAAGAAGGCAAAGAAAGACAAAAAGAAAAGAAAGUCUGUCUCCUUCGAGAUUGAAGAGCCGUCGAGUCAGCAGAGCGAGCCUGGCCAACCUACCGCGAAUUUUGGCGAAACAGUGACCCAGCAUGAGGACCCUAAGCCUGAGGACGAACCUGCAGCACUGAAAGGCCUUGCUGAGGAGUUUCAACCCGCAGAAGCAGUCCCUGAGAGCCUGACUCAAGGUGGACCAGAUAUUGCUACUCAACCUGAGCAACCUGAGCAACCUGAGCAACCUGAGCAACCUGAGCAACCUGAGCCAACUGGCGAAGCUACAGAAGUUACAGAGCAAGACAAGCAGGUGACUGGGGUCCAAGGUUCAAUGACAGAGGAACAGCCCGUUGUGGAAGAAACUGCAGCUCCGACGUUGGCUGAUGAGGCUUCCCAAUUACAAGAACAGAAGCUCUCAUCAGAGGCCCUCUGGUCUGAAACUCAGGAGGAGGGUGUCAAGAGUGUCCAGGACGUUGAAUCGUCAGACAAGAAGAAAGAGGAGCCCGCUGUCCGGCCUUCGCUAGAAGACAACGAGAGCAUCAAGCCAGAGGCCUUGGCGGAACAAGCAGAGUCCGAGCCGCAAACGCCCAUUGACGAUGGUGAGCAAGUAGCCGGCCCCUCUAAGUCAAAGAAAAACAAGAAAAAGAAAAAGAGGAACACUCUGGAGUCAACCGAAGAUAUGCCAGUGAUACCGCCUGAGGCUUCAAACGUUGAGCCGGUCGAAUCGACACCGGUCCUUGAAACGGAAGAGACCCACGACACUGUCGAGCCUGACACUACAGUGUCUGAAACUGUGCACGAAGAGCAAACACCGCAAGAAGAGUUCAGCGGCUUUAUGUCGGCAAAAGCAAAGAAAAAGGCAAAGAAAGACAAGAAGCGCCAGUCCAAGACCCUUGAUAGCGCAAACGACGCCGCCAUCACCGCCGAAACCGCCCCAGAUUUCUCGGAGCAGGCGCCCUUGGCCACGUCAGGCGGCGAAGCGGAUGGGCCAGAUGCGAUGUUCUCUCAAGAAACGAGUGAAGCCGUCUCUACCGAAGCGAAGCCCACGGAGCAAUCGCCUGAGAUGGCACUCUCGCCUGCUGAAGAUGACGGUAAAGAAAAUCAGUCCCGCGACACCGAACCACACGGCGGCAACGAUAAAGAUCUGACAUGGACUGAUCACAUGGUAUCUUCGCAGGUAGAGCAGCAACAAGCAGCGCCUUUCGACCGUCCGUCCCAACCCGCGCUUGAAGUCGAGCCAACUUCCAUCGGCGAAGCAGCAACAUCUAUUGAUGUUGAACAACGUGAAAACAACGCAGACGAUGGGUUAGAGCGAUCUGGUGAAGAAGGUACGACAGUCAAGAACGAGAUUGUGGUUGAGGGCCCCGAGAUGCGGUAUGAGGGCCUACUUGAUAUUCCACAAGAAGAGAAGGGAGAGGCAUCGAUACAAGGAGAAGAUGCGGUUCAGGUCAAGAGCAACGCACAAGUGGAGGAAUCGGUGAAAGCAACGGUUGAAGGAACACCUGAAGAUUCCUUGAGCCAGGAACAGGUUCCAGAAUCCGCGCCAGAUGGCGGAGAUGCCUCAACUAAGGAUCAGUCCACUGACGUUGAGGUCAACGAUUCUUCAAAGUCAGAGGAUGUCCUUGAGCUGGAGAACGAAGAGUUGCCAUUGCCAAUCUCAGGAAAGAAGAAGAAGAAAGACAAGAAGAAAAAGAAGGCGCAACAGGAGACAAAGACCGAUGAGACGUUGCAGGAGCCUCUGGUAGAUGCUGUGCAAGAAAAAUCGCUAACAAGCCAUGCACUGACUGAUAUCGCGGUACCUGUUGCCGAGACUCAGGCAGACCCAGUUACUGAGCCGUCGCAUGAGCUUUCCCACCCACAGAAUCCAACUGAAACUGCAGUUGAGGUCAAAGACAUGGAGGAGAGUCUAGAGGUGCAACAAGAGGUAACGCCUGCGGAGGACGGCUUUGAGGAGGCACCGACUCUCUCACGGAAGAAAAGCAAGAAGGACAAGAAGAGAGAGCGCCUUGCUCAAAGGGCUGCCGUUGAGUCACGUGAAAAUGAAUCAAAGGAGGAACAGCUGGCGAGUGAAGAGCACCUCGUUCCACCUUCGGAUGCUCAGCCAGCCGAGCUCGCGACUCCUGUAUCCACCCAAGCACUGGAAAUAGAAAUACCUUCCGAGACGACGGCAGACACUGGCGAAGGGGAACUGCGUUCGAGCGCGGUUCAAUCCCCUGUUCCGGUGGAAGACAACUUAAAGGACAUAGAAACUUCUGAAAGUCAGACAGUUGAGAGCCUCCAAUCAUUACAGGCUCCCAACCAGGCGUUCGAGCGAGAAAUUCUGCUAAAUGAGGAUGCGGCAACGGCUCCAGAGGAACUACCUGCUGUGGAGAAGCCAGUGCUUGAUGCUGAUACAGCUACGGAACCAGUAAUUGAAGAACCAGCCCUGAGUCGUAAGAACUCAAAGAAGAAGGCGAAGAAGGCAAAGAAGCGAGCUCAAGAACAGCAAGGAGAGGAAACAACUCCCGCCCCUGCCGAGCUUGGAGAAUCCAGCAUUGUGGAGACUACGCCCACCAUACCAAGCGAGCCUGGCCCAGAGGAGAAUUCUGGUGAUGUUUCUGAGGCGAACAUUUCGAAAGAGCAGAGGACACCACUUGAACAUUCUGAGCAGUUGGCUCCAUCGGACGCCGCUCGACCUCAAGAGACUCUUGAGCAGACUCCGGAUGUGAGCAACCAAACUGAGGAUGUGUUAUCUAUAGAGCAGGAAAAAGAGGGCAAUUUCCAGGCCGAACCAAGCCAAGGCCUUGAAAUUAGAAACCUUCAAGUUGCCGAGUAUUCCAUCGAGAGUCAGCCUGAACCCACAGCAGCUGUUGCGAGAAAGUUGUCCAAGAAAGAGAAAAGAAAGGCCAAAAAGAAAUCUGCCAAGGAUGCCAUCGAGCCUGCAGACGAGCCGGAGCCGCAAAAUCCAACAGAUUCUAUCGGGGCAUCCGUUUCUAACACGGACCAAGCCAAGAUUGACCAAGAUCCAGUCGUGACGGUUGCCUCCGACAACCAAAUGGUCGAGGUGGUCUCACGAUCACUUGAGGUCGAGCCUGGAGAUCCGGAGGUGCACCAAGGUGCAGCUGACGAGGAUGACUGGCCUGCAAUAGACUGGGAGAAAGGUAAAGUCGAAAUCAAAGAACAGACGCCGGUUUCAUCACCUGAGGCUCAUGCAGUUCCUUUUGAGCCAGCCAUUGCAGAAUUCGACGAAUCUGCCAUCCCAGAGGGAUUGCUUAGACAACAAAGUCAAUCGCGUGAAGAGCAGCUAGGGGGAGGCAAUGACGGAAGUGCACACCAUAGAGGGGCCGACGAAACAGAAGCUGCUCCGCGAGAAGGCGCGAGAUUGUUAGAGCCUUCUGCGGUGAUCGAGACGGAGCAGUCUGCCGAACUGAAAGCAGAACCUGUAAGUUCGCAAGUGGCUUCUAAUACGAUCCAAGAGAAAGCUGUGCAGCAUCCCGAGAACGAUUUGGCAUGGGAUCAAGCAAAGAGCGUGACGGAAGGGGUGCCGCCUAAGCAAAGCAAAGUUGCGAGCAUCUUCCCAAAUCUUGAGCGCGGAUCCUUUCGACGUCCUGGUCCGGGCCAAGAAUUGACGUCGGUAAAAGAUAGGGCUGAGGAUGAGACUAUUGACCAAAAUGCGGAUAACAACAGCGCAAUCCAGGUCUCGGAGGCGCCUAUCCCGGCCGGCGAGCCGGAAGAGAGCCAUUUACAGGGUCAGCAAGAUAAGACAAGUCCAGAGCCAACGACUACGGUUUCUACACGGGAUCUAUCUCUGGAAGAGCCUACGAAGAUGCAGGGCACAAGCGACACCCCAGUUAACCUUGCUGUCGACGUUGAGUUUGGCCCCCCAUACAAUGUUUCUGUGAUCUCCGAUGGUCCAGAGAACGAAGCGAAGUCUAUUGAAAUCGAAUGGAAGGAGGCCGACGCUACGCGGACCCUAGAAGUUGAAACACCCCUGUACGCACCGUUGCCUGUGCAUGAACAGAAGUCAUCCCUUGUCAGCCAGACUUCUCCCGUUGAAAUGGACCCGGAUGAGCGGAUUCCGAGAAAUGAUUCUUCCUGUGGGCUUCGUCGCAGCCCGUCAAUUCAUGGGCGACACAAUCACCCGCCGCUAACAUGGUCGCUGGAGGAUAAACCAAUCACCAAGGCAGUGACACCGCCCCUGGCGACGACGUCUUUAUUUGGAGGACCAACAGUGGCCACUGCGGAUGUAGGCUCACCUCCACGUACUCCAUUACAACCCAUCGCGGAAAAAGAGCCAGAGGAUCGAGUGGAGCAAGCGAGCGGAUUCAGAUCCAUGGUUUCCGAACACGGGACGCCCCGUCUGGAGAUGAAGCCCGAACAUGUUCUUCCACGUCCCGAAACUCCAAUUAGAAAGUUUACAGAUAAUGCAUUGGCACGUCAGACAUGGCCUGUAGCGGACAACGACAAGCUCAAAAGCUCAGAAGACGAGGAUGCGGGACUCGCUGUCAAGAAACGACGGCCAGGUAACGAAUGGCCUGCAGAAGUACUCAAAACUCCGGACCAAGGAAUGCCCAUUUUGAGACCCAGCAGCGUCAGCAGCCUCAAAAGCGUGCAGAGCAAUCACAGUGUGGCUGGUGGGCAGCGAUCGCUACGACGCACCAGUCGCAACACCAGCGGGGAUUUGCGGGCAGCUAGCCAGGCACAGGAAAGCCACAGUCCCCAGCCACACGAUACGCCCCAGCCUCCUCAGCCCCCACCCUCCGAUCUCAACAUCGAGCGCAUUGCUUCGUCUUCCUCCUACGACCCCGUCACGGACAAGGGCAAGCGCCCCAUACGAGCCAUGACGGACGUCUAUGAGGGAUGGGGAGAGACGCCCAGCUCGCCUCGGUCGCCGAGCCGACCGCCCAGUAUCCGUCAUCGUCGAAGUAUGCAACACCUCCAAGAACUUGAAGCUCGUCUCGAUCAACUCAUCUCCGAAAAUCGACUCCUCAUUGCCGCUCGUGAAGCCGCCGAGGAUAAACUUCGAAAUGCUAGUGUCGCCCGUCGGAAGAGCGACCAUACACUCAACGAGCGCAGUGCCGACCUACGGGACAGAGAAGCCGAGGUGGAGAACCUGAAAAGUUCCGUGGAAUGGCUUCAAAAGGAAGUAACCCGUCUAACAGAAGAGAACGAAGGGCUUGCUACGACGAACUCCAACCUGACCGCCGCCCAUGCCAGGGAAAUUGAGUCGGUGCGCGAAUCGUCAUCUCUCCAACUGGAUGAUUUGCGCUCAAGAUAUGAGCAGCUCUCCACGGAAGUACAGAACACAGUGCGGCAUGAAAUUGAGACUGCGCUGGCGCGAAAGGAUCAAGAACUGCGACGGCUGAGGGAAGAACUUGAGACCGCUCGGGAUAAGGUGUCACAGUUACAACAACAAAUUGCGGCAUCCUUGCAUGAUAACGUUCUCGUCUUCCGCGAUGAGGAUUACUUUGACGCUGCUUGUCAAAAACUGUGUGGGCAUGUGCAACAAUGGGUGUUGCGGUUCUCCAAACACUCCGACCAUCGACGAUGCCGCAAACUUGCUGAGAUACAAGAUGAGAAGAUUGCGGACCGCUUCGACAAUGCGAUCCUGGACGGCUACGAUACAGAUAGCUACCUCGCCGACCGCGUUCGUCGCCGCGAUGUCUUCAUGUCUGUGGUGAUGACUAUGGUGUGGGAAUUUGUGUUCACGCGCUAUUUAUUUGGCAUGGAUCGUGAGCAGCGCCAGAAACUCAAGUCCCUGGAAAAGCAGCUGAGCGAGGUUGGUCCACGGAGCGCUGUCCAUCGUUGGCGCGCGAUUACUCUUACCCUCCUGUCGAAGCGCCCGGCAUUUGCUCGUCAGCGUGAAAGCGACACAGAAGCGGUUGCAUUGGAAAUCUUUGAGACUCUGUCACGUCUCCUCCCACCCCCAAGCCAUGUUGAAGCGCAGCUCUUGGAGUCUCUACGCAAGGUUCUGCGGGUUGCAGUCAACCUGUCAAUUGAGAUGCGCACGCAGCUGGCCGAAUACAUUAUGCUGCCGCCACUCCAACCUGAAUACGACACAAAUGGAGACCUGGCACGGCAGGUCUAUUUCAACGCCUCGUUGAUGAACGAACGCAGCGGGGAGACAACGUCAAAUGAGGAGCUGGAGUCGCAGCAAGCAGUCGUCCGGGUGGUCUUGUUCCCGCUAGUGGUAAAGAAGGGCAACGACACAGGCGAGGGCGAAGAUGAAGUAGUUGUCUGCCCUGCUCAGGUGCUUGUCGCUCGACCCGACAAGGAUCCAAGGGCCAGCAAAAUCUUCAGCAGCGACCGCAUGUCCCUGGACGGAACCAAGUCUGUUCACAGCGUCGCUCCAUCAUCGACCAUGGAUAUCAGCAACGUGAUCUGA
Molecule: messenger RNA, 16872 nt
Organism: Aspergillus pseudoviridinutans
Lineage: Eukaryota; Fungi; Ascomycota; Eurotiomycetes; Eurotiales; Aspergillaceae
Gene: lah
Product: involucrin repeat protein
Exons: 3
Coding region: 1-16872 (5623 amino acids)
Source: RefSeq, a predicted model, not a curated record